Messenger RNA from Colletotrichum abscissum, 606 nucleotides. Its product is annotated as major facilitator superfamily transporter. Gene Ontology annotation, biological process: transmembrane transport. The annotation marks the transcript as partial. NCBI's taxonomy places the organism in Eukaryota, Fungi, Ascomycota, Sordariomycetes, Glomerellales, Glomerellaceae. Gene Ontology annotation, cellular component: plasma membrane. The record is from RefSeq and is a predicted model, not a curated record. Gene Ontology annotation, molecular function: transmembrane transporter activity. The transcript has 3 exons.
AUGUUCCGCCCAACGCGGGAGGCUUGUUUGGCUGACCUGCUUAGGGGUAAGGGUACCGUUGUACCGGGCAACGCUCGAGGUGACGUGCCGAUAGUGCUUCUGGCAGAGCACACUACAGGGCGGUGGAUCUUCUACAUCAACUUCCCCAUCUGUGCAUACUCCCUCAUCGCCGUGCCCGUUCUUUUAACCCUGAAGCCUCCUACACGCACGUUUGCCGAAAAGCUUCAACUUGUCGACUGGCUGGGCGGUUUUCUUUUCAUCGGCUCUAUGGUGACGUUCCUGGUCGGUCUCUCCUGGGGUGGCAAUGACUUUCCUUGGCGCAGUGCACAGACUCUCGUGCCGGUUUUCAUUGGCGCCGCCGGAUUGAUGACCACGCUGUUCUACGAGCAUCGUUUCGCCAAAGUCCCGUUCUUGAAGAGGACACUCUUCACAGAUAUGAGCUCCAUCACCGUUUACGUUCUUGGUCUCCUUCAAGGAUUUAUCCUCUAUGGCCAACUCUAUUACGUCCCGUUCUACUUCCUCUCAGUCAAACAGAAGACGCCGACCAUGGCGGGCGUGGCAAUGCUUCCGGUAACGCUCUUGCUGGUUCCUGGCUCCAUCAUCUCA